Messenger RNA from Clonostachys rhizophaga, 612 nucleotides. NCBI's taxonomy places the organism in Eukaryota, Fungi, Ascomycota, Sordariomycetes, Hypocreales, Bionectriaceae. The record is from the annotation of a GenBank genome assembly.
AUGGUCAAGAGGAGGAUCUUGCUCUGGACUACUCUCGGUUACAUCAUUCUUUGUCCCAUUGUUACCUUGAUUGAGAUGUUCCGCAUCUGCAUCCCACUGGAGAGAAAUUGGACAGGCGAUAGAUGCGUUGUUGUGGGGGGUAUGAGAUUACUUCGGAUUAGCUGGGGGUUUCAUUUCGCGGGAUCUCUCAUCGGUAAGCACAAAAGGCCAUUCUGGAGUGAAAGUCCUGGAUAUCUGAUCUUGGUCAUAGUUUUCGCGCUCCCCUGGCUCAUUUUGCCCGACCUGCAGCUCAAAGGCAGCCUUAGGAUGGGUGUAUACUACACUUUUCUUCUUGGGCUGGCGGAUAUCGCUGUGUGUCUCACCCGCUACAUUGUAAUUGAACUGGCUGCUGCCAAACGCCCACCUUCAAUGAGCCUCCUACAGCUUUUUGUGGCCUUGGACUACACACUUAGUCUGGUAAUUGCCUGCCUACCUUCGCUUCGACCAUAUUUUCGAGCGAAUCAACAGACAACCACCGACAAGGGCUCGAAUCCCACUCAAUCGACUACCACGAAGAAGUCAGAUUUUGGUCCCACCUCGCUUGCUGAAAGAGAAUUGAUGGAAGAUAGUUGA